AUGGGUAGAAGUAGGAGUAGAGAUAGGGAAAGAGACAGACAUGAUCAUAGACAUAGAAGUAAAAGUAGGAGUAGAGAUAGAGAGAGGGAUAAGCAUAGACAUAGGCAUAACGAUGAUGAAAAAAGUAGGGUAAAGGAAACCGAUAGAGGUAGAGAUAAAGAAAGAAGUAAAAGUAAAAGUAAAAGUAGAAGUAGGAGCAGAGAUGUACAUAAGAGAAAGCAUAGUAGGUCAAGAUCAAGGUCAAAGUCAAAGUCUAGAUCAAGAUCUAGAUCGAGAAGUAUAGAUAGAAAACAUCAUCGAUAUGAUAAAGAUAGACUAAGAAGUAGAUCUAAUAGUAGAUCGAGAUCAACCUCUAGAGGUAAAGAUAGAUCAACAAAGAGACAUAAAAAACAUAGAGGAGGAGGACGUGAUAGAAGUAAGAGUAGAUCAAGGUCAAGAUCAAGACAAAGAAGUAAAGAAAGAAAGAAUAGACAUCGUCAUAGAAGUAGAUCUUCAUCUUCAUCAACCUCAUCAUCUUCUUCUUCAAGUGAAGACCAAGCUGAAAGAAAAAAAAGAAAAGACAAAAGAAAAGAGGAAAAGAAGAAGAGACGUGAAGAGAGAAAAUCAAAAGAUAAAGCUAGAAGUAGAGAUAAAGUGAAAGAAAAAGUGAAAGAGAAAGAUAAAGAGAAAGAGUCAAAAGAUAAUAGUUCAAAAUCGAAUAAUAAAAUAACAACUCAACAACAACAACAGCAACAAACUUCACAACCUACAAAAAGAGUGAUGGGGCCAAUGUCAAAUGAAGACUAUGAAACACUUAGAAAUACUACUUAUGAAAAAUAUGAUGAAGACACUGGAAGAGUAAGAGUAUAUAGAGGUACAGGUGAACUUAUUGAACGAAUUGUAACGAAGGAACAGCACAAAGCAAUAAAUUAUAUUGCUACACAUCAUCCCGUAUGA
Molecule: messenger RNA, 936 nt
Organism: Heterostelium album PN500
Lineage: Eukaryota; Evosea; Eumycetozoa; Acytosteliales; Acytosteliaceae
Exons: 2
Coding region: 1-936 (311 amino acids)
Source: RefSeq, a predicted model, not a curated record